Molecule: messenger RNA, 1359 nt
Organism: Drosophila eugracilis
Lineage: Eukaryota; Metazoa; Arthropoda; Insecta; Diptera; Drosophilidae
Product: CLIP domain-containing serine protease B15-like
Exons: 4
Coding region: 176-1066 (296 amino acids)
Biological process (GO): proteolysis
Molecular function (GO): serine-type endopeptidase activity
Source: RefSeq, a predicted model, not a curated record
AUAAUAUAUAUUAAUAGCUUAUAAAGUCAGAACGGUCCUCCUUUACGUAUUUCCUCACUUUUAUUGAUAAGAAAUUGAGCAUGAAUUAUAUACCUAAAAAUAAGUUACACUUGGAUAUAAAAGCCAAAUGAAUCUUACACUUCACAAUUAUUAUGCUUAAGCCUUUAAGCUGACAAUGUAUUGCUCUGUGAAUUUGUUAUAUAUUUUCGUCUUGGUGCUGUGUCACGAGGGAAUUGCCCAGCUUCUGGAUAAAAAAUGUGUCCCUAAUACGAAAUUCGUUGAAAAAGUAACGUAUGGCAAUCAAGCAAAAAAAGGUGUCACCCCAUGGAUGGCUCUUAUACGUGAUUCCAAGGAGUUUAUUUGUGGCGGUUCACUUAUUAACAAACGCUUUGUCAUGACAGCAGCCCAUUGCUUUAAAAAUCGACCAGAACUAUUUGUAAAAUUAGGUGUUUACGACCAAUAUUGCCCUCCAUCAAAUUGCACAGAGGUGGAAGAAUAUAAAGUAGUCGAUAGGAUUGCCUACAACGUGGACGGAGUUACUAGCGAUAUAGGACUAAUAAAACUGGACAGAGAAGUGGUCUACAAUGACUAUAUUUCGCCGAUCUGCAUCAUCCUAGAUAACACGGUAGACCCGUUGUCCGUAAAAAAAUACUCGGCCUACGGCUGGGGCAUGACGCAUAAAGGAAAACCAAGCCGAUACCUUAGAUUAUUAAGCCUGCGUCGUCGUAGUGCGACGGAAUGCAAUUCUAUGUACGAUACGUUUGAUGAAAAGGUAUUCUGCGCUGGUGGCUCAAAAGGGGACACCUGUCACGGCGACUCCGGCGGUCCUUUGAUCUCGCGUGUCAAGUACGAUGGAACAAUGAUCUACGCCCAGAUGGGGGUAAUCUCUAUUGGAUCCAGUUUCUGCGAUUCCAUGGGACUUUAUAUAGAUGUAAUGAAACAUAAAAGUUGGAUAAUGGAACACUCUCAAAAUAAAUAUUCAAGAGUGAAGAGUGUGUACUCUGUACUAAUAGGUUUAUUCAGAGCUUCAGUAAGUUUAUUCGUUAAAUGUUGUUUCAUUUUUUAAUGGUAAAAUCUAUUCGAAACAGAUGUGUACGGAAUCUUUCCCUUGUAACUAACAGAAAAACAAAUCUUAGCCAGGUAAAUUUUCUCGAUUAUAAAAAUUUAAAUAACUAUCCUUCCCUUGCAGGAUUAUCUCACAAAUAUGUUGGAGGUAAAUGAGUAGACAAAUAUUUAUUAUGGAAAGUAUAUACUUUCAGAUCCUCAUAUGAUAGCAAUUUGAAUUAAGUUUUCAAAUAAACAAAAAAAUCUUGAAAUUAACUGACCUAAAACUCUUUAUUUUGAUAAAACAAAUGAAUG